GAGUGUACUCAAGUGUCCACGCAUUUUACUCAGUAAGACGGCGCCCGUCCGUGGGGGCAAGCCAUGCCAUCUCCCCUUGAGGACGAGUACCUUUAACUGCCCACCCUUUACUACCGGGAUGGGACCCACUGCAAAUAUUAACCCGCUGGCAUAUUUAUUCGGGCCAGGAUGGCUCUUCAGAUGAAAGGAUUCCUCGUCAUAUUGUUUUGCGUGGUCGGCAAGGGGAAAGGGGAUGAUAAAGUUGAAAUAUUCGACGUAUUAUCCAUCUUGCAAAAUGAAGAUCUACCUGAUGGAGUGUCACGGGUGCCGGGACGUUGCCAAACGUCUAACACCCACGAGUUGGAGCAUUCAGCUUAUGCCUUGAACGAAAACGCAACACUCCAUCGGCUUGCUGCUGGAAUGUUCUUCAACACUUUUCCUGAAGACUUCUCUAUCUUGACUGUAGUUCGUCUGAGGGGUACCGAGCAAAACCCUGUCUUCGUAUUGUACUCGGACGCCGGCGAUGAACAGCUGCAGUUAGUUGUUGGUGAACUCAUUGAGCUGUACUAUGAGGACACACGAGGAGAUCCUGAAGAUAAUGAACUCCUCACCUUCAGAGUCAAUAUCGCCGAUGAAAGAUGGCAUAGAGUUGCAAUUAGCAUCAAAGGUGACUCUGUAACACUGCUAGUUGACUGUGAGAUAAAAGGCACCUUGCAGUUAAGAAGACAUCCUGGAAGCACAUUUAAUCUUGCUGGAGUUCUAGUUGUGGGUGCUCAAGUUACUCCCGACCAGUAUUAUGAGGGUGAUAUUGAAUUGCUCCAGUUUGCUAAUCAACCUGAUCUUGCAUACGAUAUGUGUACAUCUACCGCCCUAGACUGUGGAUCAUUUGGAUCAUACGAUUUUUCCUCAGAAUUAACAAGGAAUGAGGUCAAAGAACCUGAUUAUGAUAUAAAUGAACCAAGUCCCAUUAAUGAGAACAAUUAUGGCCCACUUGGACAAAAUAGAUUAUUUAAAGAGAAAAAUCAGUCUGAUAAUCUAUGGGCCUCAGCAAGCAAAGAUUUAACCACCGCUAAGCCUUAUUGGCAAGUGCCUGAAUCUUUUGGCAUUACAUCGCGUUACGCUGCAACAGACAAUGACGAAAACAGCAUCUUUGGGCGAUUUACGGACACUGAGGAAUUUAUGUCAACUACUUCUAAUAUAGAGGUAACACCGCCUGGAUAUUUAGAAGUAUCUAGCCUAGCAGUAAAACGACAAAUUGGUGAUGACACAGACAUUUUAACACUUUCUACCACGGAAUAUCCAUAUAUACCUAUAACAACCACCGAAGACUCCGAAUGGCUCACACAUCCUCCGGAUAGUGGCGAGGGUAUUACCUCCACAAUCUACGAACCAACAGACACCUAUUAUGAUUACGGCAGCUCCGGAACGUAUUUCGGUCCUCGGGGGUAUCCUGGGCCUCCUGGACCGCAGGGACCGAGAGGACCGAAAGGGGAACCUGGUAAACCCGGUACAGAGGGACAACAGGGAUUCACUGGACCACCAGGACAUGUAUUUGUAGUACCUCUUCAGAACCCUGGAAACGAAAAGGGACCAGAUGCACAAUCAGAAGCACUUCGCCAAAUACUAACUCAACAUAUGGCCGCAAUGAGAGGCGCAGAAGGUCCUAUGGGUCUUAAUGGGCCACCAGGCCCUGAGGGAGAGAUUGGAUCUGAAGGGCCAAAAGGAGAACAAGGAGAUCAGGGCGAACCAGGACCACCCGGACCAAGGGGCAUUCAAGGGCCUCAAGGCAGAUUAGGUCGACGUGGACACGCAGGAAGAGAUGGGGAAAGAGGAUCUCCAGGUUCACCGGGUCCUAAAGGUGAACAGGGUUAUCCAGGACAGACUGGUAUGCCUGGUGAUAAAGGUGAAAGGGGAACACCAGGUCAGCAAGGCGAAGCCGGUGCUCCCGGUCUUGAUGGUCCUCCCGGCGACGAUGGACCACCUGGGCCACCAGGACUAUCUGGAGAAUUGGGGCCAAGAGGUUUUACAGGCCCCAGAGGAUUCCCAGGCCUUAUUGGUUAUCCAGGAAUACCAGGCAAUGAAGGCCCUCAAGGAACUAAGGGAGCAUCAGGACAACCAGGACCUCCUGGAACCCAAGGACAGUCAGGACCGAUGGGGCCAGCUGGCUCUCCUGGUCCUCAAGGAUCUAUUGGCGCACCAGGCAUUCAGGGAUCUCAAGGAAAACAGGGAAUCUCGGGGUUACCAGGUCCCGAAGGUUCACCGGGAACGCCUGGAACACCAGGUCAACAAGGUUCAUCUGGUGACGUUGGAAUGCCGGGUCCACAAGGCAUGGUAGGAUUUCCUGGGCCACGAGGCUUAAAAGGCGAUGAUGGACCUAGAGGUUUAUCUGGUGAUAAAGGAGACAGAGGAAUUAGAGGAAUAGAAGGUGAGAAGGGUGAGACAGGACCCAAAGGUGAACGUGGCUUACCAGGUGAACCUGGUCCCACUGGUAUUGAAGGGCCUGAAGGACAAAAGGGAACCGAAGGGCCAAGAGGUGAGACGGGAUCAAAUGGCCCUACAGGUGAAAAAGGCGCUACUGGACCACAAGGACCCUCAGGUUAUCCUGGAAUGCAGGGAGAAAAAGGAGAUAAAGGCGCAUCGGGUAGACGGGGAAGGCGUGGAACUAAGGGAGUAGCGGGAAUGGUCGGAAGCCCAGGAGACCGAGGAGAAGGUGGUCCGAGGGGAUAUCGUGGAUCGCGUGGUCGUAGAGGAUCCGAUGGACCACCUGGACCUAAAGGUGACACUGGUCAACCGGGGCCGCCUGGGUCUGUUGGUGAAAGAGGCUCACAGGGAAUAGAAGGGCCUCGAGGAUUUCCAGGUCCUAUGGGGCCUCCAGGAAUAGAUGGCAAGCCGGGCUUGCCCGGAUCGCCGGGUGAACGAGGACCUGUGGGUGAAACAGGAUCUCCGGGAUUACCUGGACCAACGGGAUCUAUUGGUCCCCAAGGACAAAUUGGUGACCAAGGACCGCCUGGACUGCAAGGUCCAUCUGGCAUUCCAGGAACACCCGGAGAAAUGGGAACUCCUGGAGAAAUGGGAAAAGAAGGGCCAGCGGGUCUACCGGGCCCAGAAGGAAAGCCAGGGCCUGUUGGACCGCCAGGUUUGCCUGGCCAUAAUGGAGAGUCUGGUAUGCCAGGGAUGCCGGGAACACCAGGAUCUAAAGGUGAUAUGGGCCCGUCCGGGCCUCCCGGAGUAAGAGGUGAUAAAGGGCAGCAGGGCGAACCUGGCCGUGAAGGCUUACAAGGGUCUGUGGGUCGCGAUGGGCCUAGAGGAUCGCCUGGGCCCGGUGGACAAAAGGGAGAAGUAGGAGAACCUGGCCCUAUAGGUCCUGUCGGCCGAGAUGGUUUACUCGGACCCAGAGGCUUAGUCGGUCCUCCCGGUCCAGUGGGACUCCCGGGCGAGGAUGGAGAUAAAGGAGAUGCAGGACCACCCGGCGAAAAAGGUUUUAAAGGCUCAAUGGGGGAACCUGGUCCGCAAGGUUCACCCGGAAUUCAAGGUUUAAGAGGUGAGCCAGGGUCUGUGGGCUUGCCUGGGGAUAAAGGUCCACAAGGCGAUCCGGGUCCAAUUGGUGCGCCCGGAACAGACGGAGUACGCGGACCAGUUGGCCCUACGGGUAAAACUGGGCCAGAAGGACCUAAAGGGGAACCGGGUGCAAAUGGAGAUAGAGGAGACGUUGGACCUAUUGGUCCAGUUGGACCUCCUGGCCUAACUGGGCCGCCGGGAAGACGUGGUGCAAAAGGAAACACCGGGGAGCCUGGACCCCGGGGACUUGAAGGAGAUCGUGGUGAAAUAGGGAGUCCUGGCCCAAUUGGUCCAGCAGGACCACAAGGGCCUGAAGGCAAAAUAGGACCCAGAGGUUCUAUUGGGCCGAAGGGUGACGACGGCGCCCCAGGUUUGCAAGGAGAACCAGGUUCAAAAGGAGUUUCGGGCCCGGAAGGACCAAAAGGAGAUCCUGGACCAGCUGGUUUUCCGGGUGAUCGUGGCGAAUCUGGUCCGCAGGGAACUAAGGGUGAACCAGGUCCUGAUGGCCCUGAGGGUAGUACAGGACCACCUGGCCCGCCGGGCGUCGUUGGACCGCCAGGCAAACCAGGAGAAGCUGGAAUUCCAGGCAGUCCCGGUACAGAAGGUCAGGCAGGUGCUCAAGGCAGUCCAGGCGUCCCAGGCGAAAAGGGAGAUGCAGGGCCCAAAGGGAUUUCAGGAGAAAUUGGCCCAGCUGGGCCACCAGGGUCACUUGGGCCAGAAGGACAAAGGGGAUUACGAGGACUCCCAGGGCCACCUGGUGAUGUAGGCCAACCAGGUGCUAUGGGACCAUCUGGUUCACCUGGAAUCGCUGGAUUACCGGGGUUACAAGGAGUAAGGGGAGAGAAAGGCAACAGAGGUCCAAAAGGCCAUAUUGGAGAAACAGGUCCGAUGGGUUUGAAAGGCGAUCAAGGGGAAAUGGGUAAACAAGGAUUACAGGGGCCCGUUGGACCUGCAGGACCUAAAGGAGAUACGGGCCCAAUCGGACCCGCGGGACCGAAAGGAGAUAUUGGUCCCGCUGGCCUUCCAGGACCAGAGGGGCCCGUAGGGCCAAAGGGCUCGUCUGGCCCAGAAGGUCGACCAGGGCUUCCCGGACCACCUGGCAACCCAGGGCCGCCUGGACCACCUGCUCCAGCGCCACGAAUACCGGCAGAAUUAUUUAUGACUCAAAGAAAACGACGUAGCAUUGUUACAGAAUCUAUGGAAACUGCAACACAGGACGAGUUUGAAGAUGAGGAUGAUGAUGAUACUGAAUGGGUCAGCGAAGUGUUAUCGAGCGUUAUAGCAGCGCAUACAGCCUUAGACACGGCUAAAAGACCGCGGGGUACCAGAGAUAAUCCUGCUGUAUCCUGCAGAGACUUGCGGACUUCUCACGUCAAUUUAACUGAUGGCUUCUACUGGAUUGACGCACGCGGGGCAAGUUCACGCCCGAUACACGUGUAUUGCCAGGGUUACAGCACCUGCUUGUAUCCUGACAACAUCAAUGCCGCUGCUGUUUUCAUGGACACUGAUGGCCACAAGUUUUCGCAGCGUGACUACGGAUAUCGCAUUACGUAUGACAGCGAAGGCUCUGGCUCGAUUCAACUGCGUUACUUGAGGUUACUCUCCAACGGCGCGAGGCAAAACUUUACUUACACCUGUGUCAAUACUCAAGCCCCACAAAGAUCGGAUAUACCAGCUGAUUUAAUAAGAGCUAACGGCGUUAAGCUAUUUGGGCAGAAUAACGUCGAGUUUAAGGAACCACAAAUUAUUAAGGAUCAGUGCGAGGAUGGUGCAGGAGAAAUAGUUCUUGAAGUGCGGACAUCUCGUAGUGAGCGCUUACCAAUCAGUGAUUUUCAACCUAUUUCAUUUAUUGAUGCAAAGCACGACUUUUCAUUUACAGCUGGUCCGAUAUGUUUCAACUGAACUAUGAAAGGGCCAUUCACUAUUAUGUACUUAAAACCUUUGAUCUUUGUAAAUAUUGUAAAUAAAUGUU
Messenger RNA from Pararge aegeria (speckled wood butterfly), 5509 nucleotides. RefSeq names its product collagen alpha-1(I) chain-like. Bases 169 to 5439 code for a protein of 1756 amino acids. Gene Ontology annotation, molecular function: extracellular matrix structural constituent. The record is from RefSeq and is a predicted model, not a curated record. NCBI's taxonomy places the organism in Eukaryota, Metazoa, Arthropoda, Insecta, Lepidoptera, Nymphalidae. The transcript has 32 exons.